GCUUUGGUGCUCCUCGCCCGCCAGGAGCCCCUCGACGCAAUCUGCACAAGAGACGAUGCUUCGUUAGUGAGGUGCCUCCCUGACCAGCGCUGUGAUUCGGCUGUAUUCGAGGCACUCUUCCUUCUCGCGAGCCGUUCCAGACAAUCCUCACGCUCCCCUCCUCGAGAUCACCGACAGCACCUCGCUGCGAUCUUUCCUCCUCCGCCAUCAUGGACAGCCAGCAGCCGCAGCCGAAGCCGGCUCUCUACACGCAGCUGUCUCAAUUGUCUUCGCUUCCCCUGCGCACCGCCAGCAGCACGCCCACGACGUCGCCGGGCCUCUUCAGCCCGGUUGCCAGGCACGCCCAUCAUAUCCCGACCUCGUCCCUCUCGGAGAGCAACACGCCUGCUCCCCCGUUCGACAGCCCCUACUUGCACCCGCUGCAGACUCACCGAGUCAGAGAGACCCAUAAAGCUCUCAUCGACUCAGACGUCGUCACCGGCCGCAAAUCAAUCAAUCAAUAUGAGGUUAUCGAAGAGAUUGGUCGUGGAAUGCACGGCAAGGUGAAGCUGGCCCGCAAUCUCGGCACCAGCGAGAAUGUCGCCAUCAAAAUCAUCCCGCGCUUUUCCAAGAAACGCCGCCUUGGCAAGCUCACGGCCCUGUCCCCCCAGGACAAGACCAAAAAGGAAAUCGCCAUCCUCAAGAAGAUCAGACACCCCAAUGUCGUCGCCCUGCUUGAAGUCAUUGACGAUCCCGAGCUCAAAAAGAUUUACAUGGUGCUGGAGCACGUCGAGCUGGGCGAGAUUGUAUGGCGUAAGAAGGGACUGCCCCAUGUCUGCCUGUAUGAACGGAGACGAGCCGAGCGCGAAAUGCGCGGAGAGGCGCCCACCAUGGAAGAGCAGCUCUACGACCAGAUGCUCGAGCGACGACAGGCCAUCAAAGAGAUCAAGCGAGCCAAGAUGGCCCAAAACUACAGCGGUCCAACCGAGUUUUGGAGCGUGGAGCACGGCGCUGCCGACGACAUGAUCAACGGGAGCCCUUGGUCCCGUAUCUCCUCCAAGGACGACUUUGCUGCCACCGAGGGCUCCAUGUCCCAGCCAAUCUCCCGCCGGUCCUCUUUGGCUCCCUCCCGUUCCUAUUCCAACUCGUCCUCGCCCGGGACUUCAGGCUUCCAUCCCAGAGAAGAGGACGAAUGGCAGGAUGACCACGUCACUCCCGGCCCCUCCCAACCAGCAAUGUCCACAAGCGCACUGGACGGAUCCAUGUUUGGUUCCUACGCGAACAACGAUGAGACCAUGAGCUUCCGCGAACGGUCUCCCAGCAUGGCUGACUCCAUCAUCUCCCACAUGUCCUCCAUCGACUACAACCCUCGUGCACACGACCCCUUUGCUGACGACUUUUCGUAUGUCCCUUGCUUUACCUUUGACCAGGCACGAUCUGCUUUCCGCGAUACUGUGCUGGGCCUUGAAUAUUUGCACUACCAUGGCGUUGUUCACCGUGAUAUCAAACCUGCCAAUUUGCUGUGGAGCAAAGACCACCGCGUCAAGAUUUCCGACUUUGGUGUUUCCUAUUUCGGCCGACCCAUCCGUGAUGGUGAACCCGAUGAUUUGGUAUCCGAGUCGGAAGCCCGGGAUUUCGAUGAUGAUCUGGAACUUUCCAAGACCGUUGGCACCCCGGCCUUUUUCGCCCCGGAACUUUGCUACACUGACCCUGACGAGCCCCAGCCCAAGGUAUCUGAACAGAUCGAUGUAUGGUCCCUUGGCGUGACUCUCUACUGCCUCAUCUACGCCCGUAUCCCUUUCCUAGCAGAGGACGAGUUCCAGAUGUUCAAGAAGAUUGCCACCGAGGAAGUGUACAUUCCGCGAAAGAGAUUGAAGCCCGUGGACCCGUCAACCUCCCCAGCAGUAACAUCACUUUACAAGCGCCAGAAUACGUAUCCUUACCGCGAUGACAACGAUGUCGAAUAUGAAGAUGUGGACAACCUUUUGUACGAUUUGCUGCGCCAGAUGCUCACCAAGAAUCCAGAAAAGCGAAUUCGCCUCAAAGACAUCAAGCGGCACCCUUGGGUUCUCCAGGGACUCCCCAACCCAAGGCAAUGGCUGGAAGAAACUGACCCAGCCAAGCCCACAAGCGGGAGCAAGAUUCUCGUCAACGAGAGGGAGGUUUCUUCUGCUGUCGUGCCUCUCACCUUUCUCGAACGAGCUCGGUCUGCCGUUAAGAAGACAAUUGCAAGAGUCGUGCAUCCAUUGGUCGACCGCAGCGAAAGUCGCUCACGUCGAAGGGCCACGAGUAGUGCUGCGAGUUCCGGAGGCGAUAGCUUGCCGCGACCUGUUGCCGUCGCCGUGCCACCACUUCCUGCCACGAAUCCCCCCACUCCUUACAUCAAUAGGCGCCGCAGCCUUCACACAGGCGAUUUCAUCCCCCCUUUAGACAAGGACUUUUUGUCAAAUAUUGACCCUCGCUUUUCUGACUCUGUGACGGCCAAUGUUGGCGGGGAAACUGCAGCUUACGAUCCAAUGGCGACUGUCUUGCGUCCCCUUGAAACACCAUCUGCUAUCACUCGAGGCCGCUCUCACAGCGAACUGGAUGAGGCGGCAACGUCAGAAUUUCGCCCUUCUGCCAGUCGCGUAAAUAACCGCAACGGAGGGGGCACUAUACGGGCUAGAAAUGGCCCGCAGUUCUUGCCUCUUACUCCUCACAUUGGUGGACCUCACACAGUCCCUGCUACUCCCUUGUAUGACAGGCGUACUUCUUUCCAGCUCGAGCUGCCGAGCGCAAGAGCAGAGCUCAAUGCCCUGGGACAGAGCACUAUCCGCUCCCCUUCCGCGGACCGUAGCCUCUUCGUGAGCCACGACAAACGAGCCACGCCUCAAGUAGCUCUCAACACCGCCGUCGCCCCUGGAAGCAUUCCAAAUUUGCGAAGUACGCGGUCGAUGCGCUCCGUUGAUCUGGGGAGAAAUAGAUAUAGCUACGGACUUUCAUCCUCCCCAUUAUCCUCGUCGCCUCAUACCGUGCAUCCGUCUACAUACCAGCAGCACAGGCAUCUUCAAUCAGACCCAAACUUUCAUCACAACAGACUCCAGGAGCGCCCAACUACCGCUCACCGUGUGGCCAAUGGCAUUGACAUCAAAUCACCUUCUACACGCUCCUCCACCGUCAAAGGCCCUGGCCCCGCCUAUUCUGCCUCAUAUGUAAGCGAAGAUGGCUCAGUGGACAUGGGUUCGGAGAGUCAAUGGUCACGGAUUGCCAAUCAGGAUUGGCAAUCCGACGCUCAGUCACGCCGAGGCACUAUAGAAAUUGCCAAGACGGCGAGCACGGAUUCCAUGGAUCAUCUCGGAACGCCACUGACCAGUCCAAGCGAAGCUGCCAGUCCUGUGGUCGCUUGCCCACAAGCAACUAAUGCAUCGCAGCGAAUGCUCGUCUUUCAGUCUGAUCCGUCGCUGCCAGCCCUUCUCAGUGGCGCCAGCUCUGUUUCGGCAGAUUUAGAAGGAGAGCUAUUGCUUAGGCCGGGAACAGUAGGCCCGCAAGGCACGUUCCUAGAUACCAAGGACUCACUCACUCCUCCCGCCUUGCCAAAGGAGCCUGUCAAUGGCUUUCCCAUUGACCAAGUCUUUGAGAGCCAUAACUCCAUGGAAGGUGUUCGACUUCGGGUGAGCACUGAUGAUACACGCCCACCAGCACCAACAAGCCAUCCUCACAAAGAGGAUGAAGAGCACGAUGAUGAUAGCGAUGAGGGACUGCUGUUGAUGGCUAAGCCUAAGAAGCGACCGCCAGUUACGACCAGACAUCGGCCCUUUGAGGCCAGGCGACGCGACACGAACAUGAGCACGGCAAGUGAUGAGACUGCUAGGAGAGUCGACAUCUCUCCAAGAUCAUGACACAAGGCAUAAUUUGGGAGUUUUACUUUGGAUGGGCCAACCAGAGCGCUGUUCGAUUCUUCUUUUUUUGUAUUUCAUGUGAACAUUUUUUUGAGCGAAAUAUAUAUACAUUUAUAAUUACUGGACACAAAGAGAACUCAUACAAGCGCUACUGGCAAAGGCUGGAAUACAAACAAU
Molecule: messenger RNA, 4034 nt
Organism: Trichoderma asperellum CBS 433.97
Lineage: Eukaryota; Fungi; Ascomycota; Sordariomycetes; Hypocreales; Hypocreaceae
Biological process (GO): protein phosphorylation; intracellular signal transduction
Cellular component (GO): cytoplasm
Molecular function (GO): ATP binding; protein serine/threonine kinase activity
Source: RefSeq, a predicted model, not a curated record